UUUUAACUGCAGAUAAAAAGAAAAAAAUUAUGCAAAUAAUAAUUAAAUUAGCAUUACACCCAUAACUCCUAAUCAUGGAUACAUAGUUUAAGUUUUCUUUCUUUCCUUUUUUUUCAUUACAACCAAAAGAUUCUAAAGGAAAGAUUUUGUGAUAGUUAUCAUGGGACAAAGCUCAUGAGAUGAAUUCUAAUAAAAAAUAAUAAUAAUAAAAAAUCAGGUACAGAUGAGAAGGAUAAUUUAGUACUUGUAUGUGAUAUGUUGACCAAGGGUUUCAUCUCCUCUCUUGAAUUCAUGCCAAACUUCUGAAAGAGAAGUAGAAAUGGCAAGAUCUGCUAUUCUUUUCAGCUUCUGUUCUGUAUUAAUGGCUGCAAUUUUUGCAUACUCUGCAUCUGUCCAGUUAAAUGACCCUGAUUGGUACUUUUGGUUUCCUCUGUAUGCUUGUGCUUCUACUGUUAAUAUGGUGAAUCGGGCAAUCUCCUCUAAAGUAAUAGUAAGGCAAAUUGCAAAGGUAACAUUAUGGCUGGCUAUAGUCCUGUUUUUGAAGGUUGUAAUAGAAGAUUUUAUAAGAGGUAAAGCUGGAUUCUUUUCAUUAAAUUUGAGUGAGAGAAUUGUUAGAGAGAAAACAGGAAGUGGGUUAGUUAUAAUUUCCAUGAUUUUGCAAUUGGAAGCAUCAUCUAAGCCAAGACAUGAAAUGUCACAGAAGGGAAAAAAUAAGAAGGAAAUUCCAAGAUUUGUUGAAUAUGGAAUGGCAAUCUUGGUUAGCUUCAGUUUUGGACUCCCCUUUAUCUUCUUUGUGGUUAGAAAUGGUGAGAUCAAGUUUGAUAAUAACAGUGAUAGGCAUUCCUGAAAAUCCACCUUGAUUUAGUGAUAGUAUCCAUUAAUUAACGAAAUAAAAUGUACUAAUAUAGUUCCACUUUUUCUCCUAUGGAUUAUUUUAAUACCAAUACAAUUAGUUAUAUAAAAUAGCACUGUGACUAAA
Jatropha curcas is the source of this 979-nucleotide messenger RNA. RefSeq names its product transmembrane family 220 helix protein. Lineage: Eukaryota; Viridiplantae; Streptophyta; Magnoliopsida; Malpighiales; Euphorbiaceae. The record is from RefSeq and is a predicted model, not a curated record.